AUGAGCUAUCCAACAGGUAUGAACCGUGGUACAAGCAACCAUUUUAAUAAAGUUGCUUCUCAAAUGCAAGCUUAUUUAAAUAAUAAUUCUCGACGACCUGCUGCACAAUCUUACUCUCGACAACAAUAUGCACCGGCACGACAGCAAGAAAUACCUGGAGAAGCUAUAGCAUCGCAUCUUGUUCAAUACAGUGCUCAUAGAAUGGGUUUACCACCAGCAUUGGCUAAUGAAUUUAGUGGAAUAGCAAUGGGCUUAUUGCGAAAUGUACUUGCAUAA
Molecule: messenger RNA, 276 nt
Organism: Adineta steineri
Lineage: Eukaryota; Metazoa; Rotifera; Eurotatoria; Adinetida; Adinetidae
Source: the annotation of a GenBank genome assembly